AUGCCAAUUCUAGGUGAUAUAUUGAAGAUACUUGUUGGCCAAGAAGGAGGGGAGACCAACGUCCUUGGGGAGACCAAGUCCAGCUGUGCGGUCGGUGGUGGAGGCGGAACCUUCGUCACCAAGACGGACAACACGCCGCUAAUCGUGGCGGGGGGUGCGGGGGGAGGUUAUAGGAUGCCUGGUAGGAACCCUAACAGUGACGGUACUACCGUAACAGCAGGGCAGUACAGCUCAGGUGGUGCUAAUUUUGCAGGAGGUUCUGACGGGAAAGGCGCCAGACAAGGGGAUGCCGACUGUGUAGGUGGGGGAGGCGGGGGGCUCCUAACGGACGGCGCGAGCGGGAAAGAUUACUUUGGUGGCACCAAUGGGGCUGGAGGGGGUGAGGGUGGGAGAGCUUUCGUGAACGGUGGAGUCGGUGGGAGGGGGGUGUACAACAACGCAGAGGGUGGGUUCGGAGGAGGAGGUGGAAGUCAUGGUCAAGGAGGUGGAGGAGGAGGAGGGGGUGGGUCGGACAACUAUGAUGGCCGGGUUGACGUUGUUAUACCACCAAGUGUUCUGUUUGUUUAG
This is a messenger RNA of Branchiostoma floridae (Florida lancelet), 567 nucleotides long. Its product is annotated as WAG22 antigen-like. The transcript is spliced from 2 exons. Bases 1 to 567 code for a protein of 188 amino acids. The record is from RefSeq and is a predicted model, not a curated record. Lineage: Eukaryota; Metazoa; Chordata; Leptocardii; Amphioxiformes; Branchiostomatidae.